AAACAGCUGAUGAGUUAAAGGGUUUACCGAUGACACCCGAUUUUACAGCCGACGCUCAAAGCCCCUCAACUUCAACACAAACUCAAAACAUUAUAAGUUGAUAAACAAAUUAAAUUAAAUCAAGUUACGUUGUUCUAUUUUAUUAUGAAUCAAUUCAUGCUAUGAUAAAAGUUUUUUUAUUCUUCUAAUCAUGAUAAUUACAAUGAAGAAUAAAGUAUUACAAUCAAGUGUUUGACAAAAUUCAAAAUGAAAAUUUCUCUCUUAUCUUUCUUGACUUUAAUCAUUCUUCAAGGUUUUCUUUCUCUAGUUUCUGGAUCCAGGGUUUUAGAACUCAGUGACAGAUUCUUGGAUAUACGGAAAGAUGGCAUGUGGCUGGUCAUGUUCUAUGCGCCGUGGUGCGCGCAUUGCAAGCGCCUGGAGCCGGUGUGGUCGCAUGUUGCGCAGGCGCUGCAUAACACCAACAUCCGGGUCGGCAGAGUCGACUGCACGCGAUUCACUAACAUCGCCACUGAAUUCAGCAUAUCAGCAUUCCCCACCAUCUUAUUCUUGAAAGGAGACACUAAUCAGUUUACAUUCCACGGCGACAGGACCAAAGAUGAGAUCAUCAAUUUUGCGGUGAGAGUGAGUGGCCCACCUGUUCAACCUGUCACGAGGCCAGAGAGUCUGGAGAAUUUGAAGGAAAACAAUCCGCUUUUCUUCGCUUAUGUUGGCAACUAUGACGGAGAGCUAUGGGAUAUCUACUCCCAAGUAGCAGAGCAGUUCCAGCCUCAUGGUUUCUUCUACGCUGUUCCUCCUGAAAUCGCUAGAAAGCAUUUCCAGAUCAUGGAAUUACCGGUAAUUCUUGUUUAUAAAGAGAGCUCAAUCUACUUCUUUGAUGCUGAAGAACAAGAGAACUCGAACUUGAAUUCUAGUCUGACAGAGUGGGUAAACAGUGAACGAUUUCACACAUUUGUCAAAGUCACAAGAGGAAACAUACGUCAGGUUCUAGAAACCAACAAAUUCCUUGUUCUUGCUGUAGUACAUGAGAACAAACUUCAAGAAGUUCCUGCAGAUAUGGUUGAAUUCCGAGAUAUGAUACAGUCUGUGAUAACUAGGAAUAGAGAUAAGUUUCACAGAUGGUUCCAGUUUGGUUGGAUAGGCAGUCCAGAGCUGGCGAAUUCGAUAGCGAUGACUGAGCUUCCUCUGCCUUACCUGCUGGUGCUCAACUCGACCACCAACCACCAUCACCUGCCUGACGACGAGCCACAUCGGCUCACUCCCGGCGCCGUGCAACUCUUCCUCGAGUCUGUGCGCAACCAGUCGGCUCCGUGUUAUGGCGGAAACACGUUGCCGAUCCGCAUGUACCGUGCCUACUUCGAAGCGCGCUCGUCUCUGAGCGAAAUGUGGAAGGGAAAUCCAGUUCUGACGUCGGUGUUGUUCGGACUUCCGCUCGGCUUUCCUCAGCCUCAUCUGCUACUCCAUCUGUUGCGCCGACAUCAUGGAUGCUGACGAUGAUGAAGAGGAAGAAGAAGAGACUCACGAGAAGAAAGAGUAAACAACCGUCAGUGGAAGUUGUAAAUAAUUAGUUCCAAUUUAUAUCAAGUGUAAAUAAUAGACAAUGUAGUUAGUUAUAACAGAAUUUUACAAUUUAGGAUAUAAUCACUUUUCAACUUUCUUCCUACUCUAUAACCUUCAAACAGUUACUAGCAUUUAUACGAUGAUCUCAUUUAUGAGCAUACGAUUCAUUGAGUAAUUUUUAUCUUUGAACAUUCUAAUUUUUAGAUAUUUAUUUAUGAACAAAAUAUGCUCUCUGCAGAAGUAAUAAAAUAAGGAUAAUGAAAAUUUUACAGUAAUUUCAUACUGUGAAAUGUUUAGUACGUGACUGACAAUAUGCCAAGUCCAAAGUAUGUUAUGACAAUGGCUGGAAUUAUUACUCCAUUGUAAAGGCUCCUCCAUACGUAGGGAUUGGUCUUCAGUCCGGCUAUCAGAACGGACUGAAAAAGCCUCUACGUGUGGGGAAGCCUUUACAUGCGCAAUAAUCAUUAAUUUUGUAAAGAAUUUGCUAGGUUGCAGCUUGUUGAUUUUAUAAUUUUUAAAACUUUUAAAUAUUGAAAUAUGUUUUAAAAACAUAAUAAAACAUACUGUUUACAACAA
Molecule: messenger RNA, 2133 nt
Organism: Nilaparvata lugens (brown planthopper)
Lineage: Eukaryota; Metazoa; Arthropoda; Insecta; Hemiptera; Delphacidae
Product: protein disulfide-isomerase TMX3
Exons: 13
Coding region: 247-1488 (413 amino acids)
Biological process (GO): peptidyl-cysteine oxidation
Cellular component (GO): endoplasmic reticulum
Molecular function (GO): protein disulfide isomerase activity
Source: RefSeq, a predicted model, not a curated record